Molecule: messenger RNA, 1590 nt
Organism: Morchella importuna
Lineage: Eukaryota; Fungi; Ascomycota; Pezizomycetes; Pezizales; Morchellaceae
Exons: 6
Coding region: 1-1590 (529 amino acids)
Biological process (GO): translesion synthesis
Molecular function (GO): DNA-directed DNA polymerase activity; damaged DNA binding
Source: RefSeq, a predicted model, not a curated record
AUGGAGCAGAGCAAGGAACCUAUCAUCCUACAUUUCGACUUCGAUUGUUUUUACGCGUCAGUCGUCGAGAAUGAAAACUCCGCCCUGAAGACUGUUCCUCUAGGAAUUCAGCAAAAGAACAUCCUGGCCACCUGUAACUAUGUUGCCAGGGCCCAAGGCGUCAAGAAGCUACAGCUCAUUACUGCCGCAAAAAAGCAAUGCAAAAAUCUAGUAAUUGUUAAUGGAGAGGAUUUGACGAGGUUUCGUGUUGUUUCCAAAAAUAUAUGGCUUUUCGUGAGGGAGUUUGUCUGGCACAAUCUUACGGAGCGCCUAGGUCUUGACGAGGACCCCUCAUUCUUCCGCCUUUCUCGUAACGACCCCUCCGCGGGUUUUCCGUUCGUCUGGGACGAGCUACCUGGUUACACAUACCCGCCCGCCGCAUCGUCCGGACCCCACUCGCUACUCCACCAGCGCCUCUUUCUCGCUUCACAUCUAGCCUCCUUCAUAAGAACCCAGAUCCUCACAAACUUCAACCACACCUGUUCCGCAGGUAUUUCCACGACCAAGCUCACAGCCAAACUCGCAGGCAGCGUCAACAAACCCGAUGCACAAACUCUCCUUUUGCCCGGCUUCGAAGCAGCGUUUUUAGCCGGACACGAGAUUGGAAAAGUCCCAGGAGUUGGGUUCAAAAGUGCGCAGAAGAUCAGAGACAAGGUUCUGGGAAGAACUACUAAAGACGAGGAGAUUGAAUUCACAGAGAUAUCAGAAAAGGUCACGAUAUGGCGACUACUUCAUGGAAUUGACCCUUCCAGGGUUGCCGCAGCACCAAUUGUUCCAACUCAGAUCAGUAUCGAGGAUACCUUCCGCCCCGGAAGGAUCACAUGCCUCAACCAACUAACCCCCGUGCUGCACCAGCUAACAUUGAAGCUCCUCCAACGUAUGCAUGCCGAUCUGAUCGGCCCUGGCGGUGAGAAAUGGCUUGCGCACCCGAAGAAUUUUAGACUCUCCAUCCGAUUCCACACGAGGAACAGGGACUUUGCGCGGAUGAGCAGGAGCGGGCGAAUGCCGGGAUAUGUGUUUUCGUUGUCGACGCCAUUGGAUGUGGUAGCGGAGAGGCUGGUGAGGGAGGUGGUUGUGGGGUUGUUUAAAGGGUUGUGCACAGAGAGGAAGUGGGAGUUGCAGCUGGUUAAUGUGGCGGCGGUUAAUAUGGCGGAUGGAGGUGGAGGGGUCGAUAUUAGGGAUAUGUUCAGCACGCUCAGACCAAGGAGCGAAAGCUGGGAAAAUAAGGAGGGGCCCACUGAAUAUCUGGAUGGGAUAGUGAACAACAGUCAGCAGUACAACAGCCCACCGGAGAAGGAGCCAGAACCAAUAAAGGAAGUCAAAGAGGACGAAGACGAGGGAGGAGAGCAGGAGGGGGAGGGGGAGGAGGUGGUGGAGCUCGAAUGGGGUGACGGCCUUUCCGACUCCUCGGUCGAGUACGGCGGUAUCGGCUCCCGAGGUUUCUCACACAACGACCCAUGCCCCAUCUGCGGCGAGCGGUUCCCGGUCUUUGCGCUCGAGGCUCAUCAGCGGUUUCAUCAAAGUGAGACCGAGAUUGAGAUUCUGGGUUAA